AAGUUUUUUAGACAUAAAAAAAAAAAAUAAUAAAUAAUAAUGCAAAAAUACUCUUGUUUACUUUAUUAUAGUAUAUAGUUAUUAAUUCUUGAACAUUAGGGUGUGUUUAGGGCUAAUUCUAAUAAGGGAUCGGUUAGGGCAAAUUCAGGGCUAGCCCUAAGUCAAAUAGAAUUUUCUGGAAAUUCUGAAAUAAAAAGAGUUAACGGAAUGAUUUUAUAAAUCCGCUAUUCUUAAAGCGUGGUUAAAGUAGUUCGGAAUUAAAUUUGGUCUUUUAGAAUUAAGUUUGUAAACUUAAGUUUAUUGUCAUAAUUCGCUGUAUAAUAUGAUUAAAAUUUCAUUAUUAUUAGUUUCAUUAUUUAGUUAAAACAAUCCUAAUGAUUGUCUUAAAUUAUAAUAACGACAAAAUAUUUUAUACUUACAGUUCUUAAAAAAAAAUGGCUUCGAGAAAUGAAAGAAGGAAACGUAGUAAUAAAAUGGAAACUUUCAUAUCGAGAUUAAAAGAUGAAACUGUCAACUAUUCGACACAGUUUGAAGCAGAUGCAGAAGAGCAAAAAUUAACAAUUAACGAAGAUUACUUUGAUGAAAGUGCUUCUACUUUUUUUGAUGAUGUGAUGGGAAAAUUUGAUUUAGUUGAGGAUACAAGCUAUGAAAGCGAAGUGCCAUUGGAAGACAACGAUGAAAGUAACAAGAAAUCCAAGGGCGAUUUCUCAUCCCUUCAUACAAAGUUGUUAUACUUCUGUUUACUGUAUAAACUCAGCAAAAGUGCAAUACUCUGUUUGCUUACGAUUUUAAAUGAGGAAGGUGUUGAUGUUCCUAUUUCUGUAUAUCUUUUCAAAAAACCUCAAGUGGCUACGAAGGUCCAGGUCCUAAAGAAUUCUCUAAGCUGCGGUGGAAACUUUGGUUACUUGUCAAUUUUUGAAAAUUUAUCUUACUGCAUUAAAAAUAGUCUAGUAACAUUCAAGACGCAAUAUGUAAAUCUUAAAAUUAAAGUUGGAAUUGAUGGUAUACCAAUAUUCAAAAGCUCACCUGUACAUAUCUGGCCAAUAUUAUUCAUUAUGAGAAAUGUAGGUUUUAAUAAACCUUUUCCCAUUGCUGUUUAUGCUGGGUUAAGCAAGCCUAAUUUUUCUGGGUUUAUUGAGAAAUUGCAUGAAGAGUUAGUUCUUUUUAAAUCUUAUGUUAAUGUAUCUGGCUUUUUUAUUAAAAUAACUAAUGUUUUAUUUAUAUGCGAUGCGCCAGCAAGAUCUUAUUGUCAAUGUGUAAAAGGUCACUCUGGAUAUAAUGCUUGUCCAUACUGCAGAAUUCCAGGUGUGUAUGCUACUAAUAAAGUCAUUUUUCCAUAUGGUGGUAUAUAUCCUUCUCGUACUGACUGUGAUUACAAAUCGUUAUCUGAAUCAAACCAAUUAUUUUUAUCUCCGCUUACAGAAGUUGCAAAUUUAAAUUGUGAUUUUCCACCUGAAUAUAUGCAUACAGUUUGUCUAGGUGUUAUGAGAAGACUUGUAGUCUCAUAUUUUUCAAAUAAAUAUGGCAGAUUAAACUGUUGGGUAAGUGAAAAUCUGAAAGAACUCUUAGAAGAAAGAGUUAAAUUGUGGCAUAGCGCUUUACCAUGUGAAUUUCAUCGGAAAAUAAGAUCUUUUCGUAACAUGCAUUAUUUUAAAGCUACCGAGUUUCGAACAAUUUUACUUUAUACAGGUCCUCUUCUUUUUAAAGGUAUCAUUCCUUUAAAAUACUAUAAUCAUUUUUUGUAUCUGCAUUUCGCUAUGUAUGUGUUUAUUGGAACAUCACACACACACUAUUAUGACAAUGCUACUUCUUGCAUACAACAUUUUCUCCAUAAUUUGAAAGAACUUUUUACUGAAAGUGCUUAUACCUUCAAUGCACAUAUGCUUUCACAUCUACCAGAAUUUGUGCAAGAACUAGGACCAUUAGAUAAGUUUUCUGCUUUUCCUUUUGAAAAUUAUUUGUAUCUAAUAAAGCAACGUGUAAAAACUGGAACUUAUGUGUUUGAACAGUCUAUUAACUCUGUUUUAACUAUUAGAAGUUUAUAUUCCAAUCAACCACAAAAAGAUUUAGUUUUCUCCAAUAAAUAUCCCAAUAAUACUGCUCUCGUUGUUUAUAAUUCAAAUAUCGUUCCAAUUAUUAUAACUUCUGUUAGUGACACUUAUGUUGCUUCUGGAUCCUUGUUAAUAUUUAAAUCAGAUUUGUAUGAUCAUCCCUAUCCAUCUAGUUCAAUUGGUAUAGGUAGAUAUAUUAUGUCUAAUAUCGUUGUAACUGAUGCAAAGAUCAUUAAUAAAUGUAUUUCUUUUCCUGAUGGCAACGAGUACACUGUUAUACCAUUUGCGAAUGUUUUCAAGAGUUGACACUCAAUGAUUGUGUAAUGAGUCCAUCAUUUUAUUUUUAUUUUAGUAUUAAUUCUUUUGUUUUUAUGUUAUUGUAAAUUUUUUUUACAUUGGUUACAUAUAUGAAAUACAACAUACAUAAAAUAAAA
This is a messenger RNA of Hydra vulgaris (swiftwater hydra), 2485 nucleotides long. The record is from RefSeq and is a predicted model, not a curated record. Lineage: Eukaryota; Metazoa; Cnidaria; Hydrozoa; Anthoathecata; Hydridae.